CUCUGGGACAGGAGGGUCCCUUCCCUGUCCCACGACUGGGGCUGUAGCCACGCCUCCUCACUGGGUUCCUUGAGAGGACUGGGCAGACCCAGCCCUGUGAGCUGGACCACCAGUUAGAAGACAGAGGGGGUCUGGUGCGUUCAGAUCCGAGUGCCAGGGCCAAGACCUUGAGGCUCAUCCAGUAGCCACUCCCCCUCCCUCCCAGAAGGCGGACCUUGCAGCCUGGGUGCCCCCACCUCAGCCCCACUGCAGAGAUGCUGCAGCAGUGGUCAGUGCAGGGGGAGCAGGCCCCCGGGGAGCCAGAACCUGAGCAUGCGGGUGAGGAGCUGUGGGAGCAGGAGAUGAAGCGACUGCACUCCUCCCAGGAGUCCGUGCGGGUGUUGCCCUACGCCAUGGUGGACAAGCGCUUCAUCCGGCAGCUGCGGGAGCCCGAGGGGGUGAAGACCUCAUGCUGGCAGCAGUGGCGUCGCAGGCAGGAGACUGCAGGACGGCGCCUAGGGGAGGCAGCACAGCGGCUGGCCCAGGGCUGUGGGCUCUGGGAGGGGGCUCUCUAUGAGAUUGGGGGCCUCUUCGGCACCGGAAUUCAGUCCUACUUCACCUUCCUUCGCUUCCUGCUGCUGCUGAACCUGCUGACCCUGCUUCUGACCACAAGCCUCGUCCUGCUGCCUCUGGUCUGGCUCCACCCCCCUGACCCGGGACCCGCCCUGAACUUCACAGCCCUCCAGUGUCCUGGUGACCUCCAGUCCCAGGCUGGUGUUCCCAAGUUCCACAAUCAACUCUGGAAUAUUUUGACUGGCAGGGCCUUCAACAACACCUAUCUCUUCUAUGGCGCAUACCGAGCGCGGCCUGAGAGCAGCUCGGCGUACAGCGUCCGCCUGGCCUACCUCCUGAGCCCACUGGCCUGCCUGCUCCUCUGCUUCUGUGGGGUUCUGCAGCGGAUGGUGAAGGGGCUGCCACAGAAGCUGUUCCUGGGUCAGGACUACAGGUCACCUCUCAGUGCCAAGGUCUUCUCCUCCUGGGACUUCUGCAUCCAGGGGCAGGACGCAGCCACCAUCAAGAAACACGAGAUCAGCAACGAGUUCAAGCCCCAACCUGCCUCUGCCCUGCCCCCAUGCCAGGUGGAGCUGGAGGAGGGGCGGCACUUCCUGCUGGUGCAGCAGCAGACCCGGGCCCAGCGGGCCUACCGCCUGCUCACCUACGUGCGGGUCAAUGUCCUCAUCGGGCUUCUGGUGGCUGGAGCCAUCAGCGCCAUCUUCUGGGCCACCAAGUACUCGCAGGACAACAAGGAGGAGUCCCUAUUUCUGCUGCUUCAGUACCUGCCCCCUGGGGUCAUCGCCCUGGUCAACUUCCUGGGUCCCUUGCUGUUUGUUUUCCUGGUCCAGCUAGAGAACUACCCUCCCAACACGGAGGUCAACCUCACCCUCAUCUGGUGCGUGGUCCUGAAGCUGGCCAGCCUGGGAAUGUUCUCCUUCUCACUGGGCCAGACUGUGCUGUGCGUCGGCAGAAACAGGACCAGCUGUGAGUCCUACGGCUACAACGCCUGUGACUACCAGUGCUGGGAGAACUCAGUGGGAGAGGAGCUGUACAAACUCAGCAUCUUCAACUUCCUCCUCACGGUGGCCGUCACCUUCCUUGUCAGCCUGCCUAGGAGGCUGCUGGUGGAGCGGUUCUCAGGCCGGUUCUGGGCCUGGCUGGACCGGGAGGAGUUCCUAGUACCCAAGAACGUGCUGGACAUCGUGGAGGGGCAGACGGUCACCUGGAUGGGCCUCUUCUACUGCCCCCUGCUGCCCCUGCUCAACAGCGUCUUCAUCUUCCUCACCUUCUACAUGAAGAAGUACACGCUGUUGAGGAACUCCAGGGCAUCCCUUCGGCGAUUCCGAGCCUCCAGCUCCACCUUCUUCUUCCAACUGGUGCUCAUCCUGGGCCUGCUCCUGGCCGCUGUGCCCCUGGGCUAUGUGGUUAGCAGCAUCCGCCCCUCCUGGGACUGCGGCCUCUUCACCAACUACUCGGCCCCCUGGCAGGUGGUCCCGGAGCUGGUGGCCCUCCGGCUCCUGCCCCCGGGCCAGCGCAUCCUUCACUACCUCGGCUCCCAAGCCUUCAGCUUCCCCCUCCUCGUACUGCUCAGCCUUGUCCUGACCGUGUGCGUCUCCCAGUCCCAGGCCAAUGCGAGGGCCAUCCGGGGGCUCCGGAAGCAGCUGGUGUGGCAAGUCCAGGAGAAGUGGCACCUAGUGGAUGACCUGUCGCGACUGCUGCCGGAGCCGGGCCCCGGCGAUUCUCUAGGACCCGAGUCCCCUCUCUCCCGAAGUUCGCGCCCGCGAUCCUUCUGCCCCGGGUUCCCGUGCCCAGGUUCCCCGGGAUCCAGGUCCCCCAGGCCCGGGCCCUCCCUCAAGGAUCUCACAGAGUUGCGAGGUGUCCCGGUCGCCGCCCAUAGAUUCCGCUUCCCCAGCGGUUCGAAGCUAUAGCAGCGUCCCCCGCCUCCGCCGGAGCCUCCCCAGGGUCCCACGUGCGCCCCGUCGCCUCACGCCCCUGACCCCUGGUGGCCACCAGCCCUCUCCGCGGCCCUCCAGCAGGGUGCUCCAAGGCGGGGUGCAUACACCUAGGGACAGCAGGAAGGAGAUGUGGGAGCUUAUGUUUAUAUUUGAACCUCAGCCCGUUAAAGCUUCUGUUUCUGUUUGAUGUUGGAUAAUAUACAUAAUACAUUAGUAUAGUAGCGCGUGAGUGCGGUUUAUGGACACAGCCAUUGGGAGAGCGCGGCAGUUUACUGUGGGGAGUGGCCUUAGAAAAGUUUGGAGAGCGCCACCUAUGGGAAGGGGAAGGCCUAGCCACGGUGAGAGCAGACCCGCGCUGGGGACCUGCCAACCCCCCUCCCCUGUUAUUCCUGCUUUAUCUGCGAGACCGCUGAGACCCACCGAGGUUGAGAGAGAGCGAGGGGCAGAGCUCAGGUGUGACCUGCAUUGAGACAGAACCGGCGGCCCAGGAAGGUGGAGCUGCGUCUAAGAUUCCCACGCCUCCGGUCCCCGACGUGCUCAGCCUCUGAGAACACCUGAGAAGCUGGCCCUGUGCCAGAGAGUCUGCUGUGAUUGACCAGGUGCGGCCAGCAGCCGGGCACUGGGACUUUCUAAAUCUCCCAGGGGGCUCUCGCCAGCAGCCGGGGUUGAGAACUGCUGGCUUAAAGAGCUGUCAGGAGGGACGGUUAGGAGAAACCCCAGGAUGUGCUUGGAAAGCCCUUCCCACAUGAACGCAGGAACCCAGUGCCUGGCUGGGUUCCUGGCAUGGACACGGCAUUCGGGCGGCUCUGGCCUGGUGUCCUUAGCCCAGGGGCUUCACGUGGUCAUUAAAGGCUUGGCUGGUUCAGCUCC
This is a messenger RNA of Vicugna pacos (alpaca), 3359 nucleotides long. The record is from RefSeq and is a predicted model, not a curated record. Lineage: Eukaryota; Metazoa; Chordata; Mammalia; Artiodactyla; Camelidae.